AUGAUGGGCCCUAGUCUGUACUGUCCUCAAUAUAACGCGAUGCACUCUUCAUCUCCUGCUCAGUCACCUGCUGGUUCGACCGGUUCGCCAGUUGACGGCUACUUUGACACCGCCAACCCAGGCUACAUCCGCAAGUAUCUUCGAACAUACGGCCUCACGCCACCCCGUGCUGAGAGCUACGAGGUGCAGAAGACAAGAUGUCUUGCGCAGCUAGCUCUCAAAUCCACCCCUAUCGAAAAGUUCCUCUACCUUAGCACCAUCCGCAAGAACAGUGUGCACUUGUUCUACCGUUUGGUCAUGGACCAUCUACGGGAACUUACUCCUUUGAUCUACACGCCUGUUGUUGGUGAAGCUUGUCAGAAAUGGUCCGAGAUAUAUCAGCAGCCUGAAGUGUGGAUAGGCAUGUACCUUAGCUACGAAGACAGAGGAAACAUUGCCGCAGUCAUCCAGAACUGGCCACAACCAAAUGUCGACAUCACCGUCAUCACUGACGGCUCUAGAAUAUUGGGAUUGGGUGAUCUUGGAAUCAACGGAAUGGGCAUACCAAUUGGGAAGCUUGCUCUCUACACUGCCUGUGCUGGCAUCAGGCCUGAAGCUACUCUCCCCCUCACCCUUGACUUGGGUACUAGCAAUAAGACUCUGAGGGAGGAUCCCCUAUACAUGGGCAGCCGCCGCGGAAAAGUUACCCAGGAGCAGGAGCUCGAGUUUAUGGAUGAGCUCAUGGCUGCACUGACCGAGAGGUGGCCUGGCAUUGUCAUACAAUUCGAAGAUUUCAAGAACCCCUUCCCUGCACUCGAAAAGUACCGCCACAACUACACUUGCUUCAAUGAUGAUAUCCAGGGAACCGGCGCCGUCAUCUUGGCUGGUAUAAUAAAUGCUGUCAAGCGAUCUGGUGUCCCGCCAAAGGAUCAUCGUGCUGUAUUCCUUGGUGCCGGAAGUGCUGGUGUUGGCGUUGCUAAACAGAUUGUCGACUUCUUCGUCAAGGAGGGAAUGACCGAGGAUGAAGCCAAAGCUUGCUUCUACCUUGUUGACACCAAGGGCCUUGUCACCGCGGACCGAGGUGACAGACUUGCCGCCCACAAAGUCUACUUUGCUCGCCACGAUAACAACGGCCAACAGUUGAAGACCCUGGAAGAAGUUGUAGACCAUGUUAAGCCGACCAUGUUGAUGGGUCUCUCUACCCUCGGAGGCGUUUUCACACCCGAGAUCCUCAAGAAGAUGGCAGACAAUAACAAGCAGCCUAUCAUCUUCCCUCUCUCGAAUCCCUCCGCAAACUCGGAAUGUGACUUCAAGGCCGCCAUCACUCACACCGAUGGACGUGCCCUGUUUGCCUCUGGAUCCCCAUUCCCUUCCUUUUCCUUCAAGAACAGUGCUGGAGAGACUGCUACAUACUACCCGGGCCAGGGUAACAACAUGUACGUCUUCCCCGGUAUCGGGCUGGGAACCAUCCUCUCCAAGGCAGUAGAGGUCACCGACAGCAUGAUCUACGCUGCAGCAGAUGCCCUUUCGACCUCACUUACAACCGAGGAGCUCGACCGAGGCCUGCUCUACCCUGAGAUCACAAGAAUCCGUGAAGUUAGCGUUGCUGUCGCCAGAGGAGUCAUCCGCGCCGCCCAGGAGGCCAAGGUGGAUCGCGAAACGGCGAUCCGAACUUUCACCGAUUCCGACCUGGACUCAUGGAUCAAAUCCAAGAUGUACAACCCACACUCCGAGGUCAACUCGGUAGAACGGGAAGUUGGGAUCCUUCUGUCGUCCAUCGGGCGUAUAAACGGAACCUCGACCGGGGAUAUAUCGCCUCGGGGUGAAGACCAAGGGUCCAAGCUCUAG
This is a messenger RNA of Microsporum canis CBS 113480, 1827 nucleotides long. RefSeq names its product malic enzyme. The coding region runs from base 1 to 1827 and encodes 608 amino acids. Gene Ontology annotation, biological process: pyruvate metabolic process; malate metabolic process. The record is from RefSeq and is a predicted model, not a curated record. NCBI's taxonomy places the organism in Eukaryota, Fungi, Ascomycota, Eurotiomycetes, Onygenales, Arthrodermataceae. The transcript is spliced from 6 exons. Gene Ontology annotation, cellular component: mitochondrion. Gene Ontology annotation, molecular function: NAD binding; malate dehydrogenase (decarboxylating) (NAD+) activity.